CGAGGUUCAUUCGAUAAUCCGACUGAGCUUCUUGUAGGACAUCCCGAAGGCGGGUCCACCGAUGCCUCUUCUUCGACAAUCAAUCCACCCGGAGCUGUGUACAGACUAGGCGACGACAGGGUCAACCUUUGUGACUACGCAAUUAGGCCCCGUACCGAGGCGGGCGGAACUAAUGACGGCCAAGAAAAUGAACGGGAAUCUUCCGAAACUUGCAGUCCAAUCUCCUUCAAGUCUUUUCCUGCGCUUGGAGUUCGGCAAAGCACGCAAGACUGGUUGAACCCGCCAUCCAACAUGCCCCUCCAAACCAAGAGUACGAGCAGUCUUUACCACCUCGGUAUUGAUGCGCGAAGCGGCCAUAUCUUGCCCCUACCCUCCGUCUUUGUUGAUGAACCCAUCAAGCCACGACAUUGUAACCAUGGAAUGUUCCACGAAAAUAUAUUUGAGUGUGGCGCUUCUAUGCCUGGUAGCCGGCGGGCUACUGAAGUCAACAUCUGUACAGUCACAGACGCAAGACCUGAGAGAAUGGGAGCUGCCAUCGGAUCCUCAUCCCGUCGCAGGCGGGGAACCAUUGAUGGCACAUCCAUCCCACUGUCUGCUCUCCACCAGAAGGAGUCAAGGGCGCCUCAUCUCAUGGACAGGAUUCGAGAAGGGGGCAGGUCGAUCACGAGAAGAUUGUCUGCUGUUUUCCAAGGAGUUGUGGUGUCGAAAGGCACAAGAGCACCCGCUCCAUCAGCCGACUCGGAGGACCACUCAGCAGACGUGCAGGCAUCUCAGCGUCUCGGUGGGCGCGACUCAGGUGGCACUGAGUAUCUCGAUCCUUUCGUGAAGAGGACUGUCGGUAGCCCGGUGGUAACAACCCGUCGAAACACUUGUUCGGAAGAUUGCCAGCCACAUGCCUGUGAGGGGGACAUGAGCCCGAAGAUCCAUCCUGCAAACGGUUGAGUGAGGGAGAAGAUCCCUAGAAUUUCGCUUAAAUUGCACGAUGAACUACCUCACCUGAAACGGCCCAGAUUGACCGGCCGGUAAGCAGCUUUAGACAAAACCC
Messenger RNA from Verticillium alfalfae VaMs.102, 1045 nucleotides. RefSeq lists its product as hypothetical. The transcript has a single exon. The record is from RefSeq and is a predicted model, not a curated record. The coding region runs from base 292 to 942 and encodes 216 amino acids. Lineage: Eukaryota; Fungi; Ascomycota; Sordariomycetes; Glomerellales; Plectosphaerellaceae.